UGGGGUUUUUGGGAUCAAUAAUUGAUAAAAAUUCAGAAAAUUGUGAAGAUCAGGCCAAGGGUGAAAAUAAAAAUGAAGAGCGGCAUGAAACACGAGAUCUGCCAAAUUUUUCCACCUCAGCUACAUCAGUACAGCCGCAGAGUAUUGAAAAAGCCGAAUCAUCUAGUUCGCAAGACGAUUCUGAUAUGCCUGACGAUUAUAGCGAUGGAGAGGGGGUUCAUUCGUCUGAUGAGAAGUCUCUUGAAAGUAAUGUCUGUAUGGAAACCUCUGACAACAAGAAUAUUGACAAAGCAGCUCAAGGGCUCGCAAAGUUGCUGCCAAAUCCGAUUCCGAGAGGAUGGGUAAUGUGUCAAAAAAUACUUCUGAAGGCAUUGACGUACAAUUGCGAAAAAACGAAUAGUGCUAGAGGAAACGAAAUGUUCACACCCCCACCACUGCCUGAAGAAUUUUAUAAGUCCGGUGAAGACAAGAAUGGAUUUGCAAGUUAGCUGGAGAAGGAGAAGUCAUUGACCGCGCCUUGUACAUAAAAUGUAUUAAUAAGGCUGCUGGUAACAAACGUAAAUAAAAGUUCCUGGAGGUAAAGAUAUGAAACUAAUGUUAAGAAUAUGAAAAGAUGUGAAAAGCUAAUUAUAAGAGGUUAUAACUAAUUUUAAAAAGUUAGUGUCCAUCUGGUAUGGACACGAAAUGAGUUGUGGUGUUGUAAUGCUAAAAAAACAACGAGAGAAUUGAGCAGUUAAUUUUAAGGAGCGUGUGAGGAUCAAUAUGAGGUAUUCCAUACCGAAUGAAUAAACGACUGACCCUCACCCGCUUGAAAAUUGAUGGCGAUUCUUUCUACGA
This is a messenger RNA of Diachasma alloeum, 837 nucleotides long. RefSeq lists its product as uncharacterized. The transcript has 3 exons. The record is from RefSeq and is a predicted model, not a curated record. Bases 186 to 488 code for a protein of 100 amino acids. NCBI's taxonomy places the organism in Eukaryota, Metazoa, Arthropoda, Insecta, Hymenoptera, Braconidae.